AUGCAAUAUCAAGUCAAGGCGGCCGUGCACAAGCGUUUACUGGUGGAUUCUAUGACCUCUCCAAUUGAUAUCACGGGGGACCAUGCCUUCCAGCCUCCAGAUUUUGAGAAAGGUGACCAGCGUGGACCUUGUCCUGGUCUGAAUGCCUUGGCGAACCAUGGAUAUAUCCCUCGCAGCGGUGUAGUGUCUUUCACCAACGUAGUUGCUGCCAUUAAUGAAGUAUACGGGAUGGGAAUCGAUCUGGCAACGAUCCUCGGCGUGAUGGGUACAGUCUGGACAGGGAAUCCACUGUCCUUAGAUCCCAGCUUUUCCAUCGGGGGAAGGGAUACAGGCGUCAACAAUCUUCUAGGGAACCUUGAUGGUCUCCUUGGUGAUCCACAAGGCCUCAUUGGCUCCCACAAUUUCAUUGAAUCCGAUUCUUCCAAUACGCGGGAUGACCUCUAUACAACCGGUAACAACCACGCUCUCAACAUGAGCAAGUUCAUGGAAUGGUAUGACAUGUCCAUGGACGGCACAUUCAGUAUGGACCUGAUGGCAAAACGAGCGAAGAUUCGUAUGGAUCAAACUAAGCAGACGAAUCCGGAAUUCUACUAUGGGCCAGUCACUGGGUUGAUUGCGCGCAAUGCCGGUUAUCUAUUCCCAGCAAGACUUUUUCGAAAUCAUUCGCAAGUGAAUCCAGAGGGCGUUCUGACUAAGGAAAUAGUUCGUAAUUUCUUCGCCAUCUACGGCGAAGAGGGCAACUUCACCUAUCGGGAAGGAUGGGAGAGAAUCCCUGAAAACUGGUACAAGACUCCAGUAGACUAUGGUCUGGUGCAACUUAACCUUGACACCCUCGACUGGCUCCUGAAGUAUCCCGAGCUUGGAAGUAUUGGAGGAAACACUGGAACCGUCAACAGUUUCACAGGAAUCGAUUUGUCUGAUGCCACAGGUGGUGUCUUGAACCUAAGUACCCUCUUGAAGGAGAACAACCUCCUCUGCUUUGCGUUUGAAGUCCUGAAAUUCCUCAGCCCUAACGCUCUCGCGGGCUUGUACAAGACGCUGUCUAUUCCAUUGGAUUUGAUCAGUGAUGCGAUAUCCACACCGCUGUUAAAUUUCUCAUGUCCCGCAUUCGAAGACAUGCAGAUGGGUGGAAAGCCAUUCUGGGAAGCUAUUCAGAAUGACUUUCCUGGGCUGCCAAAAGUGGUGGCGCAUUUUGACUGUGCUCACAAUGAGGGUGACUUUUUCAACGGAGGAGCCAGCCGCAGCCGCGCCGGCCGAUCCAGUCCAUCAGUCUACUCGUCCUCGUCGUCGCGACGAGCACGACCUCGGUCUGGCUUCGUCCAAAAAGUAGUCCAUAUCAUCAAGCGACUGCUACGGGACAUUUACAAGUAUGCCCGUGAGCACCCAAUGAAGGUGCUGGUCCUGCUUCUCAUACCGCUCCUUACAAGCGGUGUUCUGCAGAAAUUGUUCGCCAUGAUUGGCAUUCGUCUGCCCAAGAACAUCUUUGGCGGCCAAGGUGGACAAUCCCGAGAGGGGGGCAAGAACGGCAUCAUGGAGAAUUUGAGCUCAUUUAUGAACGUUGCGAAGAUGAUCAUGUAA
Aspergillus nomiae NRRL 13137 is the source of this 1578-nucleotide messenger RNA. RefSeq lists its product as uncharacterized. The transcript is spliced from 8 exons. The record is from RefSeq and is a predicted model, not a curated record. NCBI's taxonomy places the organism in Eukaryota, Fungi, Ascomycota, Eurotiomycetes, Eurotiales, Aspergillaceae. Gene Ontology annotation, molecular function: peroxidase activity. The coding region runs from base 1 to 1578 and encodes 525 amino acids.